AUGAAGGACAAAGAGAAGGACAAGAAGUCUGCCAACUUCUCAAGCCUUCUGUUUGGUAACAUCACAACAUCAGGUGAAUUAGAUGUCGAGGAAGACUCAUUCUUUGAUAAGCAAUUGAGGAGUGAUCUAGAUGCAAUAACAAAGAAAGGAUCAUUGUUUAGUAUAAAGAACUUGGGUGUUGAUGCUGAUGAUACUGAUAAGAAUGCAGUCGAUGAUAAUCAGGUCUCGGGCAGGACAGCCGGUGUAGACUAUGAAGAUAUUGAUGAGCUGGCAGAAGAGAUCAAUUCAAUCGAAAACCAGAUCAACAAACAGAAUGCAGAGAAGCUUGCUAAGCAGGCUGAGGAGAACAUUGCAAAGUUGGCACAGCGCUAUGUUCUCAACAACAACAACAACAACCAGAUCAACAAUGGUGCGACAGGAGGUCUCAAACCAUAUACUGCGACAACCUUUGCCACACCCGCUCCACCAGUGAGGCCCAAGAAGAUUGAAGACGACUUUGACUUUGAUGCCGAUGAAGAGGAGGCGACUACAACAACCACGACGACGACAACAGCAUCAUCAGCAAUAGCCGCAACAACAGCCGCCCCAAAAACAAAGGAUGACGUGGAGAUGGAGGAUGAGGAUGAGGACGAGACAGACGACGAACAAGAGUCAGCAGACGAGUCUGACGAGGAGAUGCACGAGCAGAGAGUGACAGAGCUGGAUGGCGAUGACUUGCAGACGACAGAGAGCAUAGAGAGCAAGAGGAAGAGGAGACAAAAGAAGUUCAAGCCGACCGCGGCAGCUGUACUAGAGGCCAUCCGAACGAUAUUGGACAAGCCGUCCAACUUUAGCUUUGAAAAUGCAGAGUACAGGACGUUCUGCUCUGGCAACAACCCGGACGGCGACCCCAUCUUUAAGUUCUCCAACCUGUUUGCGCCAAAGUUCCCCGCCAACCUGAGGCGGCGCGCCAAGCGACAUAAACAGCCACCACCUCUGACGAUCACCGAGGAGAUUUUGGAGCCCGACGAGCAGACCAGCUUCAACAGCGCCGUCCCCACCACGGCUGGCGAGCCAACCACACUGGCAAAGACGGCGAGCGCAGUCAGCUCCCCCAUACUCAAGUCCACGUCGGACGAUCGCAAGGACUACUACAUGCUGCUGUUACAUCAUCAGAAGCUUCAGCAGCAGCUGCAAGACGACGAGCCCCUGUUUGAGCCCAUUCGCGAAAAGACCGAGGAGGAGCUUAUCAAGGAGUUCCAGCAGUUGCCCGAUGAGAAAUACAAUGCCCUGGCAUUCGCGGAUUGGGAAGACCAGAUCAUUUGGGAGGAGAAGGAGGAUCUGCCAUUCUCCAAGUCCAAGCAACAGUCUGGCGGCACUCAUACACAAACUCCCAUCUUCCUGACCAACAGUGUCCAGAUUGAUGUGCCCGAUGAAUAUCAGCUCGUCGACGAGAAGAGCAAGAAGCGCAAGAGAUGGGGAGAACUGGUCGAGACGACAACGACCAAACAUGACGACAACAACAAUAAGAACAGCGGCAACAGUGGUAUCGACUUUGUAUCCAACAUCAAUGGAGAAUGGUCAUUGUUCUCACUUCAGAAUAGUGAGCUGGAGAAUGGCGACUGGGUCAACGACAUCAUCUGGGACGAAUCAGCGAUGAACUACAAGCCCAAGAUCAGUUGUUUGAUCCUGGACCUCAACGAUAAGAACAUGCUCUUUGAAGAGAACAUUGUCAAGAAGUCCGAGACAGCCGAGUCAUCAGACGCAGCGGCAGGUGCCACAGGCAAGAAGGGCAAAUCCAAAAAGAAGGCUGCCCUCGCCGCAGCCAGCGACCCCAACAACAACAACAGCAGCACCAACGCACUCACACACCAGCUGAGCAACAAUGAGAAGUUCAACCUCUCCAACGACAAGUUCUACAAGACGGUUGGCAAGAGCAAGGUGCGCCAACAGAGUGGCAAGGUGUCGAUCCAUCACUCAGUGCCAGCACUCAAGCUCUCGCUGGUCAAGACGAACCUCACGAUCGAGGACCUGAUCAACCUGCAUCGCCCGGUCAUCUUCUUCCCGCCCGGCCACUCAUUCCGCGUGGCCCUGUUCCACAAGGACCGUCUGGAGGACAAGACCAAGCAGCGCGGUGCCAAUCGCUCGGACCCUAUGCGACACAAGCUGGAGCUGUCGGCACGCGAGGGCCGUGUCGUGUUUGUCGAGUACAUGGAGCAGCAUCCACCACUGCUCAGCAACGUGGGCAUGGCAACGCGCAUCUGCAACUACUACAGACGUAAGCCAAACGAUGACCAAUUCCUCAACUUUGACGAUGGAGAGACCAUCGUACUGGACCACAACGACGAGUCACCAUUCCUAGGCGAGAUCAACCCGGGUAUCGCCAUCCAGGGCAUGGUCAACAACCUGUACAAGGCGCCCAUCGCCAAGCACAACCCCAACCCCAACGAUUUCCUGCUGAUACGCUCGCGCGACGGCAAGAAAUGGUACAUCCGUGAGAUGGGCACCACCUACACGGCCGGUCAGAUGAUGCCCGAGCUCGAGGUGCCCGCGCCCAACAGCCGUGGUGCCAACAUGUUCCUCAAGAGCAGGCUGCAGACGUUCAUCUACCGCAUGUUUAUGAAGAAGAGCAACGUGCAGAAGCGUCUAAAGAUCAGCGACGUUUGCAACGCCUUCCCCACACAGUCCGAGACAUCGAUACGCAAGCGUCUCAAGGACUGCUCCGACUUCCAGAGGGGCGGCGACGACAGUGGCUCGUGGACCGUCAAGGACAACUUCCUUUUGCCCACCGAGGAGGAGCUUCAGAAGCUGGUGUCGCCCGAGCUCGUCUGUUGCUACGAGUCCAUGAUGUACGGCCUGCAGUUGCUGCAGGACAAGGGCAUCAUUCACUUUACCAACGCUGGCACCAUCCCAACGAUGCUCAGUGGCCUGGAUGAGAAUGACGCUCUCAAGAAGAAGUGCAAGCCCGUCGAGGACGAGCUCAACCUGACACCGUGGAACCUCACCUCCAACUUUGUCAUGGCCACACAGGGCAAGGGCAAGCUGCAGCUUGUUGGCGACGACCCCCGCGGUGAGACCUUUAGCUAUCUCAAGAUGCCCCAAAAGGUGGUCAACCAGAAGCAAAAGGCCAUCAAGCAGGCGCUGCAAAAGAACCAGGUCACAGGCACAGACGCCGAUCUGAGGAAGCUGUCACUGAAAGAGUCGCGACUCGUCCUGCUCAAGCUGGGCGUCACAGAGGAGGUCAUCAACAGUCUCACACGUUGGAAGCGUAUUGCGCUGGUCAGGAAGAAGUCGUCCGAGGCCGCCACCAAUGGUGGUAACGAGGACGGCAUGACCAAGUUUGCCAGAGGCUCACGUUACUCGCUGGAUCAUCAACAGCUACAGCACAAGGAGCAAUGUCAGGAGAUCUUCAACACACAGAUCAACUUCAUCUCGAGCAAUGAGGCCGACGAGGCAGACCUUGACGCCGACCUCGAAGAGGACCUGCAAAACUUGGAGGAGAGUCUGUUCGCCGAGGAGGAACCGAAACGCAAGUCGACAGGCAAGCGCGAUAGGUUUGGACGCAAGAUCGACGAGGACGAGGAGGAUGAAGAGGACAAGGCCGAGUUCAACAAGCUCAUGAACGAAAUGAACUCGAACCCACCAUCACCAGUGAGCAAGCAGAGCAACAGUCAGGCGGCCACCACCACAACCACAACAACCACUUCAACAUCGUCCGCGCACGAGCGUGAUCACGACAGCAGUGGAGACGAGUCAGAGAUGUCGUUCAUGUCGCAUGGUGAGAUGGAGUUUGUCAAGCGUGUGACACUUUUCCCCAAGCCCGACGGCAGUCUCUAUCGCAGAAUAGAGAUCAUCAGAGACCCAGCCGUCAUCAGAGAGUAUCGCAAGCGCAGAGCCAAGCGCAUUGCAAGCGGUGCCAUUCCAGACGAGGACGACAUGAGACGACAGCGCAAGAAGCUUCAGGAGAAGCUUCGUCGAUUGAAGAGCUCAGGCGUUGGCAUUGGUGCCAACAAGCCACCCACACCAGGACAGGGUCCCAUCGUCGACUUCUCACCAUCAGUAUACAACAUGCCCAUGCAUCAACAACAACAACAACAGUAUCAGCAGCCAAUGAUGGGCAUCAGCUCUGGAAACAUAUCAAUGCGUGGCAGCGGUGUGUUCCCUGAGCCCGCACCACUGGCCAGCCCAACCAACGCGCCCACCAAGAUCAAGAUCCCCUCCAACAUCAUCAGGAACAGCAUCGAUAGCAUGCCCCACCACAACGACGAUCACAGCCCCGUGCCCAGCCCAAGUCCAGUGCUUUCACAGUCUGGAUCGAUCAUCGUGCGCAUCAAGAAGGAGGACCUGCCGCCCCUGCACAAGAAGAAGAGCAAGAUGGACCUGUUGGAGGAUUUCGACGACGACAUCCCCAUACCGAUCAAGACAUCACAGCGCAGGACCAGAGUCAGGAAGGAUGGCAUUGGCGCAGAGGUCGAACUAUCCAACAUCUUUGAGAAGAUUGUCGAGAAGCUACGUAACAUGGACGAGUUUGUGGCAUUCCGAGCCAAGGUAAUUCCCAAGAUAGCACCAGAUUACCACUUGGUAAUCAAGAACCCAAUAGACUUAACAACAAUGAGAGAUAAAGUAAGACAUUGGGAUUACAAAUCCAAGAACCAGUUCUUGGACGCGAUUAGACUGAUGAGGUCCAACUGCUUUGAGUAUAACGAGAAGAGGAAUCCACAUCUGUUGCCACUGGCCGAUAAACUUUUGCGCGACACUGAGCAGGCACUCCAGGAAUAUGCCACUCAAAUCGAUACAUUGGAGAAGUCGAUCGCACAGUCAAGACACUCAGACUCCAACUCCAAUCCACAAACACCAAUAUCCAACCCAGCAACACCUCUGAGUCCAUCACUCCACUUCUCUGUCGACUCUCCAUUCUUCCCACCAGUGUCAUACCAGUCUGGAAAGCACGAGGACGAAGACAUUGACAUCAUGUCACUGUCUGGCGUGUCGCCUCCACCACCCCCUGCCCAUCAAUGA
Molecule: messenger RNA, 4998 nt
Organism: Acytostelium subglobosum LB1
Lineage: Eukaryota; Evosea; Eumycetozoa; Acytosteliales; Acytosteliaceae
Exons: 4
Coding region: 1-4998 (1665 amino acids)
Biological process (GO): RNA polymerase II preinitiation complex assembly; transcription by RNA polymerase II
Cellular component (GO): transcription factor TFIID complex
Molecular function (GO): RNA polymerase II general transcription initiation factor activity; histone acetyltransferase activity; TBP-class protein binding
Source: RefSeq, a predicted model, not a curated record